Messenger RNA from Syngnathoides biaculeatus (alligator pipefish), 1673 nucleotides. RefSeq names its product pseudouridylate synthase 3 (gene pus3). Gene Ontology annotation, cellular component: nucleus; cytoplasm. Lineage: Eukaryota; Metazoa; Chordata; Actinopteri; Syngnathiformes; Syngnathidae. The record is from RefSeq and is a predicted model, not a curated record. Gene Ontology annotation, biological process: tRNA pseudouridine synthesis; mRNA pseudouridine synthesis. Gene Ontology annotation, molecular function: pseudouridine synthase activity; RNA binding. The coding region runs from base 155 to 1507 and encodes 450 amino acids. The transcript has 7 exons.
GCGUUGACCGUAAUUCGUUAAGAAAUGAAGUAAAAUCUGAACGUAAAGCAAGCGUGUUUGGCUGUGCAAAAAUCCGAAAGCUGGAUAAAAGAAGCAACAAAAACAAAAAUAAGUAAUACACGCUUGUCGACUAUCUUGAGGUUAAAAGUCAAGAAUGUCUGAGGCCAUCAUCCAGAGAAUGAAGGAGCUGGAGGAGGAACUGGAGAAGGUCAAGUCCCAACUGAAUGGAUGCCACACAGAAACCAGUCCGUCCCCCGAUUAUGAGAAGACUCAUCACAAAAAGGGGAAGAAAAUAGGCAAGGAGCGCCCGUUUGACUUCAGCGCACACCCCCGCCGCCACGUCGCCCUGCGUCUGGCCUACCUGGGAUGGGCUUACCAAGGCUUCGCCGUCCAGGAGAACACAGACAACACAGUGGAGGCCAGGCUCUUCGAAGCCCUGCUGAAGACGCGCCUCAUCCAGGACCGCCAGAGUUCCAACUAUCACCGCUGUGGACGCACAGACAAAGGGGUUAGCGCCUUCUCCCAGGUUAUAACAAUCGACCUGCGCUCCACGCAGUAUUCGGGUUUGGGGGUCACGAUUCCUGAAAAUGCCCAGAAAAAAGUCGCCGCGGUCGCCUCAGAGCUUCCCUACGUGAAGAUGCUGAACAGAAUCCUCCCUCAAGACAUCCGCGUUUUUGACUGGGCCCCCGCCGCCGAGGGUUUUAGCGCACGCUUUGAUUGCCAGUCCCGCACGUACCGCUACUAUUUCCCGCGAGGCUCCUUGGACGUCGCGUUGAUGGCGGACGCGGCGAAAAGGUACGAAGGCACCCACGACUUCCGGAACCUGUGCAAGAUGGACGUGGGCAACGGCAUCCUGCAGUUCCAGAGGACCAUCCUGGCGGCGACGGUCAAGCCGGCGGACCCGCAACGGGCGGACGCCGCGGACCCGCACGACUUGUUCGUGUUUGAGAUUAAAGGACUCGCCUUCCUCUACCACCAGGUCCGCUGCAUGAUGGCCGUCCUCCUGCUGAUUGGACAGAAGCUGGAGGCGCCGGAAAUAAUCCGCAGCCUCCUCGACGUUCACAACAACCCCAGGAAGCCGCAAUACAGCAUGGCGGUGGACUACCCGCUGGUCCUGUACGACUGCCAAUUCGACGGCUUGAGCUGGAGGCGGGAGGCCGAGGAGCUGAGUCUCGCCCUGACUUCGCUGCAGCGACACUGGACGCAGAGCGCGGUCAAGGCCCACGUUCUCCGCGACAUGAUUCGAGGCUUGGACGCCACAGUCGACGGGGCGUCAUCCGGCGAAUGCGUGCUGGCGGAAGGCAGCCGCCGGAGGAAGUACCGGCCCUUGCUGGAGCGUCCGCUCUGCGAGAGUCUGGAGUCGCGCAUCGAGCACUUCGUCAAGAGAGGCCGGCUGGAACGGGAGGAGGGCGACGGCGGCGGGGAAACGGUCCACAAAGGGAAGCGCUCCAAACGUUCCAAGAAUUCCGCAGGUUCAGCUGACGUGAUCGACGCAGAUCCUGAAUAGAAAUGCAUAAAAAAGGGGCUUUUAAAAAUUAUGAAAUUGUAAUUGAUUUAUUUUUUUUUACAUACUGUAUACUGAAAGAAGUGUAUUUUUAUGGAACACACAUUUUCAAUCAAGUUGGGUAGUCGUUCAUCUGUAAGCACUUUUGCUUUGGCACCAGAGGGUCGUG